Molecule: messenger RNA, 2646 nt
Organism: Pimephales promelas (fathead minnow)
Lineage: Eukaryota; Metazoa; Chordata; Actinopteri; Cypriniformes; Leuciscidae
Gene: pkdcca
Product: protein kinase domain containing, cytoplasmic a
Biological process (GO): peptidyl-tyrosine phosphorylation; skeletal system development
Cellular component (GO): extracellular region
Molecular function (GO): ATP binding; non-membrane spanning protein tyrosine kinase activity
Source: RefSeq, a predicted model, not a curated record
CUGAGGCGAAGUGCUGGUGCGCGCUCGGAGACCCCCGUUAACUGCGCGCACACGCUGUGUCACCAUGAGCAGCAGUGUAUGGGGUGGAUCUUAAAUCAUAACAGCAAGAUGAACGUACGGCACAUCUUUCUGAGCGCAGCAUCAUAGCCUUCCCUCGCGAUCCUGAAGCCUUCACGCUGCACGAGACACUCCGGCUCGGCCACACUGCCUGCUGCUGCCCGGCGGGUAGGCGGAGGCUGGAAGGGGGAACACAUCUAUUUUCUCCUAAUAAUAAUAAGCAACAAAAUGAAGCGGAGGAAGAUGGUGGUAGCGGCGGGCUUCUGCCUCUCGUUCCUCAUGGGUACGCUGAUGAAUUUAUUGUUCAUUCCGGGAUUCGAGCACCACGGCGAGCGCGUGCAUCGCCACCACCAGCACGAGAAACUGCAGCCGCAGCAGCAGCAGCCCGACGCGGACUCUCCUGCCCGGCUUCAAAUCGAGGACCUGACACCCUCCGCCGGACGACUCCCGGAGCUCCAGCGGCAAAUACGUGAGCGAUUAGAUGAGGUUCUGCGGUACCGCCAGAGACGCGCGCACUGGGUCGGCACCGGAGCGCUCGAGCGCAGGCGGCUCAUGGACCUGGAGCAACGCGGAGAGUGGGAAUCAUACAAAGGAAUCGAGAAAAACAAUAAUUACGAUCAGUCUCGAGCUGUAUCCAUAGCAACAAAGUCGGUGCUCGGCUGCGGCAGUAUUGAUAACGUUACCGAUGUCCAGUAUCUGGGCUCGGGAUACACGAAGGCGGUGUACAAGGCGGCUCUGAACAGCAGCUUCUCCGUCGCGUUGAAAUCCGUCGAUUUCGGGGGUCACGACAUGGAGAAUUGUGUGAAGAAAUACGCAUCAACGACAGACUGUUACAAACUCGCAUCCUUCAAAAUUGUCAAGGAAAUGACCCUGAUGGAGAGAUUACAGCACCCUAAUAUUCUCAAGCUGUACGGAUACUGCUACCAGGACAGCAACGAUAUAAAGGACACGGUGACGGCCAUCACAGAGCUGGGAAGCCCUCUGGAGAUGAUCACGCUGCUGCAGACACCCUGGGACGAGAGAUUCAGGAUCUGUUUGAGUCUGAUGAGGCUGCUGCAUUAUCUGUCCCACUCCCCGCUCGGGUCCGUCACCCUGCUGGACUUCAGGCCACGGCAGUUCGUUCUGGUGGGGGGAGUGCUGAAAGUGACCGACCUGGACGACGCCAGUGUUGAGGAGACGCCUUGCUCCCCGUCUUCUCCUUCAGACUGUCUCAUGGAGUUCCCCGCACGCAACUUCACCCUCCCCUGCCACAAGGGCCGCUGUCAGGGUAUCAACGAAAAGAGGAACCUCUACAAUGCCUACAGAUUUUUCUUCACCUACUUGUUACCUCACAGUGCCCCCUCAGCACUGAGACCCCUUUUGGAUAAAAUCGUCAACUCUACAGGAGAGCUGAUAUGGAGCACCGACGAGACUCUGGUUCACCUCGAAAAAGUGCUGGAUAUCUACAGGAACGGACAUUACCUCAAGAAUAACACGCAGACACACAAAACAGAGUAUAAGCGUGUGUUAGACGCCUCGAUAGCAGCAGAGAACUACCGCUGCUGGCCGUCCUAUCAGCACGACGGAUGCCUGCUGUCAGUCUUCAGCGUUCAUGAAGCUGUCGACAUGUGCGAGAGCCACGUUCAGUGCCGGGCCUUCGUCUUGACCAACCAGAGCACGUGGACAGGUCAUCAGCUUGUGCUCUUCAAAACCGGAGCGUCCAGCCUGAGCGCGGCUCCGGGGAAACUCUCGUACAUCCGCCUGGGAGCCGCGGAGAGCUGAGUCAGGAUCUUCUGAUCGCCUCAGGACUCGAGGAGGACAGCAGAGACAGACUCCUUCAGGUGGAGGUCAGCUGUGUGCAAUACUGCCUCUCUGAACCUGGGAUUGGACUGUGAAUGUGUGUGUGUAUCUAGCAGAGAUUCAGAGAGGCUGUUUGUGCUUGUCCCAGCAACAUAUGUUGGUACAGUAUUUCUUCCUCUCCAUCUGUCAUUCUUUCUCUUUCUGUCUUUGCUCACACGUAAUCCUCCUUUAUUUGCUCUGAUAUCCAGCACUUUGUCUUCCAUGCGAAUCAGGGUUUAUUUGUUGAGCUUUUAAAAGCAUUUUCUUUGAGUUUAGAUCUGUUCAAAUAUUUGCUCUUGUAAAACAAAUUCUUCCGACAAUCGAAGUCCGAGUGUUCGCCUAGACCAGUCUAAACAAGUAAUUUAUUGGUUUGACGAAUGCAAACGCCUCUUUUAAAUUGAAUCAAGAUAGAUGUUUUCCGAAACAGAUUAAAUUAAGCAACAAAUCAAUCAUUUCUAUUUUUCUUUGUUCUUGUCAUUUAAGCUUUUCAUGUUCUGUUUUGAAAUUGAAUAUUAGUUUCAAUGGCAGAAUGCAAUGACCCAUUUGAGAGGUCAAUUGACGGCGGUUAGUCAGCCAAUCCCCUUGUGGUGUGAUAAAGUUUCCCAAGGAAAUGUCGAUCUGUUACUUGACAGGUGAAGGAGUUGGAGAGGUUUCUGCUUUCAGUGAAAGCACUGAGAUGUACAUGUACAUGCUUUCUUACGAGUCUUAUGGUUGUGUUGUAUAUGAGAGUGAUAUUUUUAUAUGGAAAAAUUAAAGUCGUGUGACUGGAAA